CUCUUCUCCUCAUUUCAGCCUUAGUCCUCCUUGAAAGCAGGCCUACAUUAUCUGUUUCUCUGGAUAAAGAAUCAUAUUAGUCGUUAAUCUAUCAAAGCUUUUGAUGCGACAGGACACGAUGAAGACCCUGGUCCUCCUGGCUCUCCUGGGAAUAGGUCUGCAUGGCGCAGAUGCAGCGACUCACUCUCUGAAGUAUUUCUACACUGCGUCUUCUGGAGUCCCAAACUUCCCAGAGUUUGUGGCUGUUGGGUUGGUUGAUGAAGUUCAGAUGAUUCACUAUGACAGUAACACCAUGAAAGCAGAACCCAAACAGGACUGGGUGAACAAGGCAGCAGAUCCUCAGUACUGGGAGAGGAACACUGGGAACUUUGUGGGUUCCCAGCAGGUCUUCAAAGGCAACAUUGACAUUGCGAAGCAGCGCUUCAACCAAACUGGAGGUGUCCACAUUUUCCAGAACAUGUACGGCUGUGAGUGGGAUGAUGAGACUGGAGAGGUUAAUGGUUUUGAUCAGUAUGGUUAUGACGGAGAAGACUUCGUAGCAUUUGACCUGAAGACAGAGACAUACAUCGCUCCAAAACCACAGGCUGUCAUCACCAAACACAAGUUGGAUCAUAACAAAGCUUUGAUCGCUCAGAACAAGAACUACCUCACCCAGGAGUGCACUGAGUGGCUGAAGAAGUAUGUGGACUAUGGGAGGAGCUCUCUGCUGAGAACAGAGCUUCCCUCAGUGUCUCUCCUCCAGAAGACUCCCUCCUCUCCAGUCAGCUGCCACGCUACAGGUUUCUACCCUGACAGAGCCGUGAUGUUCUGGAGGAAAGAUGGAGUGGAGUUUCAUGAGGAGGUGGAGCACGGCGAGAUCCUCCCCAACCACGAUGGAUCCUUCCAGAUGAGUGUUGACCUGAAACUUUCAUCAGUCACACCUGAAGACUGGAGGAGGUACGACUGUGUGUUUCAGCUCUCUGGUGUGAAGGACGACAUCGUCACCAGACUGGACAAAGCAGUGAUCAGGAGCAACGAAGCAGGGAAGCCCAGUGACAUGAACCUCAUCAUCAUUGCUGUCAUCAUUGCUGCAGUGGUUGUUGUUGGUCUCGUCCUCAUCGCUGUGAUUGGAUUCAUCAUUUAUAAAAAGAAGAAUGCCAAAUAUGCUCAACCCUCUAAAUCUCCUCCACAUGAGUCAGAGAUUCCUUCAAGUAAUCCUUCUACAGAAACUGAACAGAGCAACACACCAUUGAUGAAAGAUUUGACGACUUCAUCUGACAGUUUGAGGAGCACAUCAGGGUCAGAGACUUCUUCAAGUACUUCUUCUGAUUCUUCUAGAGAAAGUCUAACCAGCACCACACAGCUGAUCAAAGAGUGACAGUUUGAAGAUGGAGGAUGAACUCCAGUCCAUGAGGAGGCGGCAACAUUGAACUUCUAAGAGAAUCCUUCUGCUUUGCACGAGAAGUGAACAUGUUUUAGACACAAUCUGUAAUCCAAACAUAAACAAAAGGGUCACACGCCACCAAAAUGAAGUGAAUAUCUUUUACAUUUAUAUGGUGCAAUGAGGCUUUGAAGCAGCAUUAAUUAAUAUUUUGUAUGAAAAAUGGAUCAAAUGACGAACCCACAGAUAAUUUCCCUCAGCUCUACAGAAAGUUUUAACAACUUUCAGCUCAUUGUGGUUCACUCUCAAUGCACUCACCAACCCACAUUUCCAGACACAACAGCCAGCUGUUUCAGCAGAAGCAGCUCUGAGCAGCUGACAGACAACGUUAGCAGCUAGCUGGUGAACACAGUGGAGCAUUUAGCAGCUAAAGCGACAGAUGUUUUCCUCAGGAGUUGGUGGAGACCAAAACAAGGUGAAAUCUCCAACAACAGGAGAGUAACUGUGCUGCUGUCGGGCUGUCUCUCAGUCUCAGACACUGACAACAUUUUACAACAAUCCAAGUUGGAACAGUAGAUAAUUAGACUUAGAGUCUACUGGCAAAAUGAGUUUCACUCCAGACACACAGGCUGGGAAAUAUCUGGGCGAGUGAUCCACAUAUUGGCCAGGCAGCUCAAACAAGGUUGAUGUAGAGCCUCAACACCAUGAACUAUAUUCACAUCUUUAUUGAACGUCAAAUGACAUGUUUCAAUCCACAGUGGAUCUUUGCCACAUUAAAACUACACGCCAUCCCUAUAAGUAUGUAUAGCCAUGACGAUACAUAAAUGUUCAUAAUGACUGUGUAAAUGAUGAACAAUUAAUUGAAAUAUUAGGAAGGAUGACCCUGCUGUUGACAAAAAUAAUGUCUGCAAAUAGGCAAAUAUAGAUAUGUCUAUAUAAAUAAUUUUUUCACAUUUCUUGUGUUCAUCUGCCACAUGAUAGUUAAACACAUUCAAGAUGACGUUUUCUUUCUUUUUCUUUUGGUGAGAGUUAAAGCAACAUGUAUAGGAACACAAAAUCAUCACUGUGCUUGCCAUCACAUAAUCAGUUUUGUGGUUUGGGUGUUCAUGUGAUACUGAUCUACUGUAGCUACAGUUCAGUAUUUGAAUUAUUUUGAAUUGGUGGUUGGAUGAUGUUAGUUCAUAAUACAAAUGCAAAUGUACAUAUAGACUCACACAUAUUCGCUCCUAUGCAUUCAGAUUCACAUUUUUAUAUAGACAGAUACACACACAUCCACACACACUUACAUAUGUCAGUUUAUGAUUUAUUUUCCAGUUGUGCAAAUACUCUGCUUAUAUGUUUUGAAACUGGUGAAGCUGUCAACAAAAUCUUGGGUGUUUUUUCUUAAUUCAAGUUAUUCUCACAGUUUCUUUUUGAGGAACACACAUUUAUUCAUAUAUAAAUGUACUCUUGAGACAAAUCUUUUGUAGUGUUUAAUGUAAAUGUCACAUUUAUAUAAAGUAGGUGGGUAACAUGUGGGGUGUUUCUGCUCAGGUUUUUUCAAUCACUGCAUAAAAUGAUUUUGAAUAAAUACAUGAAUUAAGGAACAUGGCCUUUUUUCUGUGUUAAGUUUUUGUGACAUGAUUGAAUGCCACAUUAUGUUGUACCUAAAGGUUUACAGGUCAGUGAAGUAUCCAAUAUAAUAUGUGUUGCCCUUAAAUCCUGAUGUAUUCCCACUCAUCUGCGACUGCACAGUAAUAUGAAUAUAUCCUGAUUUUGAACUCUUCACAGAGAGACUUAAUGAAGUGGCUCCAAUUGUGCAGAUAUUAAGAUAUCAAAUUAAAAAGAACAGGAAGGACAAAAUUAGUUGAGAAAACGUGUGGAACUCUACAGACAACUUAAGUAGGAAUUUAUGUUUUUACUUGACAUGAAAAUGCUGCUGAUGAUUUUAUUUGUUUGAGUCCUUUUCAUCUGUCAGCACUCGUGUUCCCCAGCUGUCUGGUUUGUAAAAUGAUAAUCAAAGGACAUAAUGAUGACCACCAUGGAGGACUGGAACUGCCAAAAUA
This is a messenger RNA of Siniperca chuatsi (mandarin fish), 3405 nucleotides long. Its product is annotated as class I histocompatibility antigen, F10 alpha chain-like. The transcript has 11 exons. NCBI's taxonomy places the organism in Eukaryota, Metazoa, Chordata, Actinopteri, Centrarchiformes, Sinipercidae. The record is from RefSeq and is a predicted model, not a curated record. The coding region runs from base 104 to 1357 and encodes 417 amino acids. Gene Ontology annotation, cellular component: external side of plasma membrane. Gene Ontology annotation, biological process: immune response.